Molecule: messenger RNA, 2006 nt
Organism: Pocillopora verrucosa
Lineage: Eukaryota; Metazoa; Cnidaria; Anthozoa; Scleractinia; Pocilloporidae
Source: RefSeq, a predicted model, not a curated record
UGGUGUCAUUCGCUGGAUGGGAAAUAUGCCACAAGUGAGGGAAAAGGUGGUAGCAGGUCUGGAAUUGGAAGAGGAGGAGUCUGGGUGUUCAGAUGGGACUUUUAAUAAAAAAAGAUAUUUCACCUGCCCAAAAGGAAGAGGUUUCUUUCUUUUACUGGAGAAUUGCCGACCAGAUUCCCGCUUUGCUAACUCACCAACCACUGAUGUCUGUUUAAAUGCUGAAAAAGACAGGCGACUUAUGAAGGAAAAUGAACCAGGAGGAAACGUUCACAGGCUGGUGAGAGAACUGGAGGAAAAGGUGACACAUUUGCAAGCAGAACUACGAGAGAAAGAGUUGAGAGAGACCAGCUUACAUGAAAAGAUAGAUGAGAUAGAGCAGCAGCUGACAAACCUGCGAGAUGUAACUCAGCAAAUGACAAUUGUCCAAGGGCAGUUACAAGAAAAAAAUGAAGAAACUGCUAAUUUACAGAAUCAAGCUACUGUCUUAAGGCAACAACUGGAGGAAAAAGACCAGGAAAUAAAUGAAUUGGAAACAACUCUGUCCACAGCUCAGGAUGAGUUACGUGAACAUCAACGACAACUGAGAGAUGUAACUCAGCAAAUGACGAUUGUCCGAGGGCAGCUACAAGAAAAAAAUGAAGAAACUGCAAAUUUACAGAAUCAAGCUACUGCCCUAAGGCAACAACUGGAGGAAAAAGACCAGGAAAUGAAUGAAUUGGAAACAACUCUGUCUACAGCUCAGGAUGAGUUACGUGAAUAUCAACGACAACAGUCUCCUGAGUGGGUCAUUUCACGGGAUCACAUUCAGCUGACGGGUAGGUUUCUCGGCAGAGGAGGCUGGGGAAGUGUUGUCGAAGGCAAAUAUUGUGGUUGUUCUGUUGCAGUGAAACAGAUCCAUGAGUUGAUUCUCUCUCCUCACAACCGCAAAUUAUUUGAGCGAGAAAUGGAUAUUGCAUCAAGAUGCCGCCACCCUUGCUUGCUGCAGUUCAUCGGAGCUACAAAUGACGAAGGGAAUCCAUUGUUUGUAACAGAGCUUAUGGAAACAAGUUUACGCACUCUGUUGGAACAGAGAGCUCUUUCUGAGGCUGAAAUGUCUUUUAUUUCCCUGGAUGUGGCUCGGGCGCUAAACUACCUUCACCAAAAGCAACCAUCUCCUAUUAUUCACCGCGACAUCAGCAGUGCAAAUGUGCUACUUUGGCGACAGGGUGAACAUUGGCGAGGCAAAGUGUCAGAUUAUGGAACUGCCAACUUUAUGCAACGGACCAUGACAGUUGCUCCUGGUGCCAUGAUAUACAGUGCUCCUGAAGCACUUACUAAAAAGCAAACGGUCAAGGUUGAUGUGUACAGUUUUGGUGUCCUCCUCUGUGAGAUGUGCAUCCGGGAAUUGCCAAAUCCAGAAAGGCGUAAUCGGCAAGUCGCCAUGGUUAAAAACAAAUUGAAUCGAGCCCUUAUCCGGAGAUGUUUGCAACGAGAGCCUGAGGCGAGACCAAGCAUACAGGAGAUCAUUGAUGAACUUGAGGAACCCGUUUAAAAUAGGUUUGGUUGGUUUUGCUUUUAACAGAAUUAACGUAAUUCUGCUAUUACCAAUGUAAUUGCAGUGGUACUUAUGCUACUGGAGGACAUCUCUUGUGUGUUUCCCCCCUGGAAAUCACAAGACAUUAUUAGAUUGAUAGGUUUCAAAAGUUAAUUUCAUUAUUCAGAAUGGGAGAAAUACAGGAAAUUCCAAAGGAAUGGAAAAUGAUAGGAGUAUCGUCAACUAAAAGCGUUUACUACGUGGGAGGUUUUCCUUUAAGUGUUAUGUAGAAAGAGUUUUAUGAACAAAUAAGUUUUAUGAUUCCUUUUGUAGCUCAGUUCUACAAAGUGCCCUCCCAUUUUGAUUUAGAUCGUAAACGAAGACCCUUGUCGCAUUUUUGGUAAGGUUUGAAAUCAGUGGGAUGCCAUUUUAUAUUCCCUAGUUCAAGCUGAAUCAUUUUCGGUCGCGUGUUUGAAUCAAUGGCGUGCGAUUG